Heterotrigona itama is the source of this 791-nucleotide messenger RNA. The record is from the annotation of a GenBank genome assembly. Lineage: Eukaryota; Metazoa; Arthropoda; Insecta; Hymenoptera; Apidae.
AUGAAAAUUCGUAAUUGUAGGAUGGCUCUUAUGUUGAGGAAAUUACUCUCCCCAAACAUUGUAAUUCUUUAUCUAAACAACGUUUUCCGGUUCUGCUUUAUAAGUUUUAUGUUCGUAACGGUAUAUUUUCAUAUUUUUAACUCUUUUAGUUUUGCUUUCUGGUAUUCUUCUUACUGCUUAUUUUAUAAAGAGAAAAACUGUCUGUUUUUUUUUUUUUUUUUUUUUUUUUUUUUUCAGAAUACUGCAGGCUUCCUUGAUGGCUGUUUAAUUAUAAUGUACAUGCUUGGCGCACUGAUACAAUUUUAUAUAUUAUGCUACUCUAUCCAGGAAUUAAUCGAAGCGAGCAAAAACGUAUCGGACGACGUGAUACAUGAAAAAUGGUAUUUCCACGACGUAUCGUUACAACGCGCAAUUGUUAUGGUGAUUCUGACUAAUAAACUCGAGUGCAAAUUAUCUAGUCUUCAAAACAUUAAUCUGACUUUGUCCUCUUUCAUGUCGAAAAAUUUCAUGAAACACAAGUACUAUUCUCUUAUGAUUCUCUUACAGAGAUACUUAUAUCAUCAUAAAUGUCUAAUAAACAAGAAACAACUAGUAACAUUCAAGAACAUUAGAAAUUUCUUACCAUUAAUGACGAUACUUCACAAUCAUUUUAUGUACCUGAACAAGUUUCCACCAGGCUCUCUUUCGACGGGAUACGAGUUUUUCCCGCGAAUCUGAGCAGGAUGCCUCUCUCCAGGAGACGUUGUAUGCCUUUACAUCGUGGUUCAUCGGCCAAACCAAACGUACCUUGA